AUGUUAUCAAUAGGGAAGCGGGUGGCCAUGUGCGUUAAACAUGGACAAGAUCGCGACACUUUGACAAUAGCUGCCAUGUUGCUUCUCGCUUUCUCUUUGUUCAUUGCAGUAUGUGUUUUCCUCCUGAUCCAUUGUAGCAAAAGAGAAACUAAGAAGAAUCUUCCACCUGGAAGCUUUGGAUGGCCGUUUAUUGGUGAAACGCUAGUAUAUCUUCGCUCACUAAGAGAUGGAACCCCGGAAAGAUUUGUAAGCGAGAGAAUGAAGACAUAUGGUAGUCCUUUGGUCUUCAAAACAUCUUUGCUUGGCGAACGUAUGGUUAUCUUCUGUGGGCCUGAAGGGAACAAAUUUCUGUUUGGGAAUGAGAACAAACUGGUCGCAUCAUGGUGGCCUGGUGCAAUCAGAACACUUUUUGGUAAGUGCUUGAAUACAAGCCGCGGUGAAGAAGCCAAGUGGUUGAGGAAGAUGAUGCUGUCUUACUUGGGUCCUGAUGCCCUUUCCAAUCGUUAUACCGCCACCAUGGAUAUAGUUACUCGUCGUCAUAUCCAUACUCACUGGAAAGGCAGGAGUGAGGUGAAGGUUUUCGACAUGGUGAAACCAUACCUAUUCGAGCUUACUUGUCUUCUAUUUUUAAGCCUUGAUGAUCCAAAAAAUUUUGCGGAACUUGGAAUCUUGUUCAAUAUUUUCCUAAAAGGGCUAGGAGAGAUACCCAUUAGUAUCCCCGGGACUCGAUUUUAUAAGGCCAAAAAAGCGGCGAAUGCUAUUAAAAAAAAACUAGUGGUGAUCAUUAAGCAGAGGAAGCUAGCCAUGGAACAAGAACAAAAACCCUCAUCCUUUGAAGAUCUUCUGUCACAUCUGCUUGUAUCUUCAGAUGAAAAUGGUCAGUUUUUGUCUGAAAUGGAGAUUGCAAAUAACGUAUUGUUACUACUCUUUUCCGGACAUGACACUUCUGCUGUUUCCAUAACGUUGCUCAUGAAGAGUCUUGGAGAACAUCCCCAAGUUUACGAAAAUGUGCUAAAAGAGCAAUUGAGCAUUCUGGAAGCAAAAGCACCCAAUGAAUUGCUAAAUUGGGAGGACAUACAAAAGAUGAGAUACUCAUGGAAUGUUAUAUGCGAAGUAAUGAGACUAACUCCACCAGUGGCUGGAGCUUUUAGGGAGGCCCUUGUGGAUUUCGAGUAUGCUGGUUAUACAAUCCCCAAAGGAUGGAAGAUAAUUUGGAGUGCAUCCAUCAGUCAUAAGGAAGAGGAUAACUUCCCAAAUGCUACGGCGUUUGAUCCUUCGAGAUUUGAAGGAGCAGGACCAACUCCAUUUGCCUUUGUUCCAUUUGGUGGCGGUCCACGGAUGUGUUUGGGAAAAGAACUAGCUCGUGUGCAAAUACUUGUGUUCCUACACAACAUAGUGACACAGUUUAAGUGGGACCUACUGAUUCCAGAUGAGAAAAUAGAAUACGAUCCAUUGGCUACUCCAGUUAAAGGACUCCCAAUUCGACUCCAUCCUCAUACAAUCUGA
Erigeron canadensis is the source of this 1506-nucleotide messenger RNA. Its product is annotated as beta-amyrin 28-monooxygenase-like. Gene Ontology annotation, biological process: sterol metabolic process. Gene Ontology annotation, molecular function: oxidoreductase activity, acting on paired donors, with incorporation or reduction of molecular oxygen; heme binding; iron ion binding. NCBI's taxonomy places the organism in Eukaryota, Viridiplantae, Streptophyta, Magnoliopsida, Asterales, Asteraceae. The coding region runs from base 1 to 1506 and encodes 501 amino acids. The record is from RefSeq and is a predicted model, not a curated record. The transcript is spliced from 5 exons.